AUGACACCUCAAGAAGUACACCAAGAUCAGAUGCUUCUCAAAAGGAGGAGGGAGGACGCCAAGGCUGCUGGUAAGACCUUACUACUGGAAGAGACCAAGCAGGUAAAUAAACUCAACCUCUUUGCUACUGCUAAAGAUAUUAAAACUGCUGUGAUUGAACAAUCAAAUUUUAUUCUAGUAGUUUAUAAAGAAUUGUUGAGCUCUACUACUAACCUUGCUCCUGAGAUUCCAGAGGAGAUUGAAUGUCUUUUGCAGGAGUAUAAGGAUGUGUUUCCAGAAGACAAUCCCAUGGGGCUGCCGCCUAUUAGGGGCAUAGAGCACCAAAUUGAUUUUGUGCCAGGGGCUACCUUACCAAACCGUCCAGCAUACAGGACCAAUCCUGUGGAGACUAAGGAGCUUGAGAAAAAAGUCAAUGACCUGCUGGAGAAAGGCCAUAUCAGGGAGAGCAUGAGUCCUUGUGCUGGUAUACAGGUUGAUGAGGAGAAGGUGAAAGCCAUCAGGGAGUGGCCGAUCCCUAAGUCUAUUGGAGACGUCAUGAGUUUUCAUGGACUUGCUGGCUUCUAUAGGAGGUUUGUGAGAGAUUUCAGUACAGUUGCAGCACCACUAACUGAAAUAAUCAAGAAGAGUCUGUGUUGA
Messenger RNA from Raphanus sativus (radish), 636 nucleotides. RefSeq lists its product as uncharacterized. Bases 1 to 636 code for a protein of 211 amino acids. NCBI's taxonomy places the organism in Eukaryota, Viridiplantae, Streptophyta, Magnoliopsida, Brassicales, Brassicaceae. The record is from RefSeq and is a predicted model, not a curated record. The transcript has 3 exons.